Acanthisitta chloris (rifleman) is the source of this 1491-nucleotide messenger RNA. Its product is annotated as cytochrome P450 2K4-like. Gene Ontology annotation, cellular component: cytoplasm; intracellular membrane-bounded organelle. NCBI's taxonomy places the organism in Eukaryota, Metazoa, Chordata, Aves, Passeriformes, Acanthisittidae. Gene Ontology annotation, biological process: xenobiotic metabolic process. The record is from RefSeq and is a predicted model, not a curated record. Gene Ontology annotation, molecular function: heme binding; oxidoreductase activity, acting on paired donors, with incorporation or reduction of molecular oxygen, reduced flavin or flavoprotein as one donor, and incorporation of one atom of oxygen; iron ion binding. Bases 1 to 1491 code for a protein of 496 amino acids. The transcript is spliced from 9 exons.
AUGGAGUGGAGCAGCAGCACUUCUGUUGGUUUAGUGUUCAUCCUGGCUUUUCUAUUCAUUUUGAAAAUAGGAGGUUUCUGGAACAACAACCGGAGAAAAAUUUUUCCUCCAGGACCAAGGGCAUUACCUAUCAUAGGAAAUCUUCAUUUGUUCGAUUUGAAGAGACCCUACCGUACUUAUCUACAGCUGUCAAAAGAAUAUGGUCCAGUCUUCAGUGUUCAGAUGGGGCAGAGGAAAGUAGUAGUGAUUUCCGGGUAUGAGACAGUGAAGGAAGCUCUCGUAAAUCAGGCAGAUGCAUUUGCAGAGAGACCUAAAAUCCCACUCUUUGAAGAUCUGACCAAAGGAAAUGGGGUUAUUUUUGCUCAUGGUGAAAACUGGAAGGUGAUGCGAAGAUUUACUCUUACAACCUUAAGAGACUUUGGAAUGGGAAAAAGGGCCAUUGAGGACCGCAUAGUGGAGGAGUAUGGGUACCUGGCACGCAACAUUGCAUCACAAGAAGGAAAGCCCUUCGAUGCCAGUAAAAUGAUUAAUGCAGCAGUUGCUAACAUAAUUGUGUCAAUAUUGCUUGGAAAACGAUUUGACUACAAAGACUCCAGAUUUGUGAGACUUCUACAUUUGACCAAUGAGAACAUGAGGCUUGCUGGGAAACCUUUAGUUACGAUGUACAACAUCUUCCCAUACCUUGGAUUUCUCCUAAGGGCUAACAAGGCUAUUCUCCGAAACAGAGAUGAAUUCUGUGCUUACAUACAAGUUACUUUUGUAGAACAUCUCAAAAACCUGGACAAAAGUGACCAAAGAAGUUUUAUUGAUGCUUUCCUGGUUAAACAGCAGGAGGAGAAAUCCACUAUCAAUGGAUAUUUCCAUAAUGACAACUUGCUAAGCUUGGUGAGCAAUUUGUUUAUUGCUGGUGUUGAGACAAUUUCCACCACACUGUACUGGGGCUUUCUGCUGAUGCUAAAGUACCCUGAAGUUCAGAGAAAGGUCCAAGAAGAGAUAGAGCAAGUGAUAGGGUCAAACCCCCCACGAAUUGAGCAUCGAACUCAGAUGCCAUAUACAGAUGCUGUCAUCCAUGAAAUUCAGAGGUUUGCUAAUAUCCUGCCAUUGGAUUUGCCUCAUGAGACCACUGCAGAUGUCACCCUCAAAGGCUAUUUCAUUCCCAAGGGAACAUACAUCAUCCCCUUACUGGCCUCAGUCCUGCAAGACAAAUCACAGUGGAAGAAACCAGACAUGUUCUAUCCUGAGCACUUUCUUGAUGCCAAUGGAAAAUUUGUGAAGAAAGAUGCUUUCAUGCCUUUUUCAGCAGGACGGAGGAUCUGUGCUGGAGAGACUCUUGCCAAAAUGGAACUCUUCCUCUUCUUCACCAGUCUCCUGCAGAGGUUCAACUUCUGCCCUCCACCUGGAGUUUCCACCUCGGAGCUGGACCUCAGCCCUGCUAUUUCAUUUAAUGUCAUCCCCAAACCCUACAAAAUGUGUGCUGUAACACGUUCCUAG